Molecule: messenger RNA, 2290 nt
Organism: Gopherus flavomarginatus (Mexican gopher tortoise)
Lineage: Eukaryota; Metazoa; Chordata; Testudines; Testudinidae
Gene: SLC30A7
Product: solute carrier family 30 member 7
Exons: 11
Coding region: 102-1244 (380 amino acids)
Biological process (GO): zinc ion transport; intracellular zinc ion homeostasis; transmembrane transport
Cellular component (GO): membrane; Golgi apparatus
Molecular function (GO): zinc ion transmembrane transporter activity
Source: RefSeq, a predicted model, not a curated record
UGUCGGAAGCGGAUCCCGGGGCGGCGAAGGGGCGCUGCAGCCGCGCCGCUCCCAGCCUGCCCCGCUCCUUUCCGGAGUUGCCUGCGCCCGGCGCCGGGAAGAUGUUGCCUUUAUCCAUCAAGGACGAUGAGUACAAACCGCCCAAGUUCAACCUGCUCAGCAAGGUCUCGGGCUGGUUCAGGUCCAUCCUGUCCGACAAGACCUCGCGGAACCUGUUCUUCUUCCUCUGCCUCAACCUCUCGUUCGCCUUCGUGGAGCUGCUCUACGGCAUCUGGAGUAACAGUUUAGGUCUAAUAUCAGAUUCCUUUCAUAUGUUCUUUGACUGUACUGCUCUACUGGCCGGAUUAGCAGCUUCAGUCAUUUCAAAGUGGAGAUCAAAUGAUGCUUUCUCAUAUGGGUAUGUUCGAGCAGAGGUACUGGCUGGUUUUGUAAAUGGUCUGUUUCUGAUCUUCACAGCAUUCUUCAUUUUCUCUGAAGCUGUUGAGAGAGCAUUGGAGCCUCCUGACGUGCAUCAUGAGAGACUUCUUCCUGUGUCUAUAUUAGGAUUCCUUGUGAAUCUUAUAGGAAUAUUUGUUUUUCAACAUGGAGGCCACGGACACUCACAUGGCUCUGGGCAUGAGCACAGUCAUUCUCUAUUUAAUGGUGUUCUCAGCCAUGGACACAGUCACGGAGGUCACGGUCACAGCCAUGAAUCCAAACAUGGCCAUGGACAUUCUCACGAUCACAGUCAUGGGAAGGGACACUCGCACAAUCAGGAGUAUUGUCAUGAUGAUCACUCGCUUGAAGGGGCUGCAGGAUCCAACAGACAGAUUUUAGAAGGUGUAUUUUUACACAUUGUUGCAGACACUCUUGGAAGCGUUGGUGUAAUCAUAUCAGCUAUACUGAUGCAGAACUAUGGUCUAAUGAUAGCAGAUCCUAUCUGUUCAAUGCUUAUAGCUCUACUUAUAGGAAUAAGUGUCGUUCCACUUUUAAGAGAGUCCAUUGGAAUCUUAAUGCAGCGAACUCCACCUUCCCUGGAAAGUGCCCUGCCUCAGUGCUAUCAGAGGGUUCAGCAGUUGCAAGGAGUUUACAGUUUACAUGAUCCACACUUCUGGACCCUUUGUAGUGACGUUUACAUAGGGACCUUGAAACUAUUUGUAGCUCCUGAUGCUGAUGCCAAGUGGAUUCUAAGCCAAACUCACAAUAUUUUUACUCAGGCAGGAGUCAGACAGCUUUAUGUACAGAUUGACUUUGCAGCCAUGUAGUGAACAUCAUAAAUUGAGUUCUUUGGACCAAAGUUUUCUGGUACUGUAAUGGUAUAAAACAUUGUACUCUUCAAGACAGAGCCACCGCCACCCCGGUUAACCAAGACCAAAUAGACUGCUGCCUUUUGGCUACUUCUAGAGUUCACGUUUAAGGAGUAAAAACUGAAAGGAUGCGUCUUGGACUUCUGGGCUUGUCUUUUGUGGCCCCCAAACUUUUUUCAUUCUGUGAGGUUUUUUUUUUUUUUUUUUUUACUUAUUACAAUUGUUCCAGCAGGAAACUAAGAUUGUGGGACUGCAAGUCCUGGUCAUGUCUUUAAUGAAGGGCUUGUCCAAACAAAAAAAUUAGUUCAUAGCAAGCUGGGGCAUGAAUCUGCUCUGCACUAGCCUGCUGCAGACUAACUCCCCAUGUUGCUCCUGCCUUUAUGUAUUAACCAUUUGCUGGUGCACUUUGAUCUAGUCCUGUUAUAAAGAGGACUAGAUCUAAGCAUGUCAGCAGGGUCCAUAUCGACAGUUAGUCUCUAGCAGGCUAGCUGAGUAGAUUCACACCCCAGCUUGUGACAAACUAACUGUUCACAUAAACAAGCUGGGGUUCGUUCCCACAAAACCAGUGUUAUCAGAAAUUAGAGAGCGGUCUUGUACAUAAUGUCACAAUGGGUGGCAUUCUUCAUUAUAAUCGUAUGUUUGUAAAAUUGUUUGUACUUUGCAAACUUAAUGAACCAAACCAUAUUGGGUUUUCAAAGUGCCUUUAUAUCAGAAAAAGUAUUUGCCAGCAUCAACGUGGAACAUGAAGGGUUUUUAUUACUUUUAUGGCGACAGCUUGUUCACAAUCUUAUUCUUGCUAGUGAUGUAUGUGACUGUGUACUUGCGUAAUUGUAGAUUUUAGACUCCCUUUUACUGUUGCAUCUUAUCAAAUGAACUGGAGUGAAAUUUGUUUAAUUUACAUUACAAGUUAAAGCUAUUGUGGGAAACUUGCUUUCAAAACAUCUAUUUGCUAUAUAUAUAUUGUCCUAAGAGUUCUUUUAACCAAAUUAAACAUUCAACCCUGA